AAAACCUCCGCAAUUCAGAUUUCCUUCUUCACAAGUCACAACAAUGGCCUCGCUCACCGUUACCGUUACCGUUACCGUCACCGUUCUUUUGUUCCUCACGUUGGCUCUCUCCGUCGCUUCUAUCAAGCCGGAAAAUGACAUCAUCAACGAAAGCCUAACCACUUCAUCAGCCGAACCCGAUCCAGAUUCCACAAACCCAACCCUUUCCGGAUCCGAUGAGGUAACAGUGCCGGUGAAUUUCGUCAAUUUCCAUCCGAUCAAUCGUCAUUUCCCUAGACGUCCGUUAACGACGACGGCUCCUUUCAAACGCCGUCCGUGCCACGAGCUGUUGGGACGUGGUCUUCAGAUCUCUUACGGCAACGACAUGAUCUUCUCCGGCGAAGAAGACAAGGCGACAGGUACAGACGCAGAUAUUCCGGCGAUCAAGAUCUUUGUCGGGGGCUUCGCGACGGAGGAGGAUGAUAGCUCCAAGAAGAUUACGGUGAAUUUGGCAAAUCGUAAAGAGAAUAUGUUCAGGAGAAAGAUUCGCAAGUUUCUCAACCAUUUGGUCUGAAGAAGAUGAAGAAGAACAAGACUCGAGUUUGUUGUGUUAGAAUCUAAGAUACGUUUGAAGAAGCAUCUUCUGGUAAAUAAAUAUCAUUAUCCAUA
This is a messenger RNA of Arabidopsis arenosa, 648 nucleotides long. NCBI's taxonomy places the organism in Eukaryota, Viridiplantae, Streptophyta, Magnoliopsida, Brassicales, Brassicaceae. The record is from the annotation of a GenBank genome assembly.